GUGCCAUGACAACAGGACGAUGGCUGCGAGCAAGAGGCAGAGCAAUGUGAUGUUUGUGUGAGCGGGCAGAAACAAACCGUCGGCUUUAAAGGACUCGCUCGUGUAUGUGAAGAGGCAGCAUGUCUCUGUUCAAGGCCCGUGAUUGGUGGUCGGCAGGGCUCGGCGAGGGGGAGGAGUUUGACCAGGGAUGCCUAUGCGUCGGAGACGUGGACAACAGUGGCACCGGACAUGACAAGGUGGUGGUGGGCAGCUACAUGGGGAUGCUGAGGAUAUUCUCCCCACAUGCCAAUAAGUCCAGCGAGGGAGUUCCUGUGGAAGCCCAGCUCCUGGAAGUCCAGCUUCAUAACGCCAUCAUCCAGGUGGAAGUGGGCAAGUUUGUCUCGUGUUCAGAGCUUCUUCAUCUGGCUGUUCUUCACCCCAGGAAGUUGUCAGUCUACUCUGUUUCAGGCACUGCUGGGAAUGUGGAGCACGGUGACCAGUACCAGCUGAAGUUGGUUUAUGAACACAAUCUGCAGAGAACGGCAUGCAACAUGACCUACGGCACCUUCGGAGGGGUCACAGGUCACCACUCUCUGUGUAUUCAGUCUAUGGACGGGAUGCUGAUGUUCUUCGAGCAAGACAGCUACUCCUUCGGCAGGUUCCUCCCUGGUUUCCUGCUGCCCGGCCCGCUGGUCUACAACCCCAGAACAGACAGCUUCCUCACUGUUUCCUCUGCACGCCAGCUGGAGAGCUACAAGUAUGAGACUCUGGCCGUGGCCACAGAGGCAGAGAGCAGACAGGAUCCUGACCUGCCCCUCAAGACUGGAGGCAAAAGGCUGACGCCUGACUGGACGUUUGUCCUGGGAGAACAGGCCCUGGACCUCUCUUUGCCCUCCUUCUCGCACUCCUCCUCCUCCAUCUUUGUUCUGGGCGAGAGGAACCUCUACUGUCUCCGUGACAAUGGCCAGAUCCGCUUCAUGAAGAAGCUGGAGUUCAACCCCAGCUGCUUCCUGCCCUACACCUCAGUGACGGAUGGCACGACCAACCUGUUGCUAGGUAACCACACCAACAUGAUGCUGGUUUACCAGGAUGUGACUCUGAAGUGGGCGGCCCAGCUCCCCUUUGUGCCCGUGGCCGUUCGCGUCGGCAACUUUCCGGAGUUAAAGGGAGUCGUGAUCAGUCUUAGCUCUGGUGGUCACCUCCUGUGCUCCUACAUGGGUACGGACCCCUCCUUCUUCUCCACGCCCAAGGUGGACGCCAGGGAGGCCGACUACGAGCAGGUGGAUGCUGAGAUGAAGAAGCUGCAGAAGUUCAUCAGAGAGGCCACCAGGACUCAGGACAUCCUGCCUAAAACCGACGCUGAGGAGGACCUGGUUGUUACAGCUGGUGUGUGCUCCAACAUGGACAGCCAAUCGCAAGCUCUGAUCCAAGAUAUCGACGGUAUGCCCGUCCCUUCGGUAACCGUACAGGUGAAGGUGAAGGCCAGCUGUGUUGUUCAUUCCUCCAAACUGACCGUCAGCAUUCAGCCUCCUCUGGCCAUCACUCAAGACCAGUUUGUCCUGGAGCCCAUGGGCGUUGGUUCCUCCACAGUCGUGGCGUUUUCGGCUUUCCUCAAUGGCCGUUACCCCCCUGCUGACCUCACUGGAGACAUCACUGUGUCCUACAGCUCGCCGACAGAGCUUAAUCCCAAAGGAGUUCCCAGGGUUCUUCAGUCCAAGUUCAGUCUUCCUCUGGCAUUGGUCUGUGUUCAGUCUUCUCCAGCCAAAACCACCAAGUUUAAGAUCACUGUGGACACCAACCAGCCACCAGUCGACCUCAACUCCAUCUUCCCAGAGUUUUCAGCAAAAUCGGAAGAUAAGGAUGGGAAUAGUUUGGCUUUCCAGUUCCUGUCAGGAGCCAAGGUUACUGUGCUGGCCUCCAAGACCUCCCAGCGUUACCGUAUUCAGAGCGACAGUUUUGAGGACAUGUGGUUGGUGGUGAAAGAGUUGGUGCAGAGAUUCGACCGGAAUUUCUCCAAACUGGGAGUGAAAGACUUCAAGAAAAGCUUCAGUGGACCGCUCCCGCUGCAGGAGUACUUCCUGUCUGUAGACCACCACUUCCAGCUCCGUGUCAGUGCUCAGCAGUACCAGGAUCUGCUGUCAGAGCGGGCCGUCCAGUUCAGAGCCAUCCAGCGCCGCCUGCUGACUCGAUUCAAAGACAAAACCCCGGCCCCCCUGCAGAACCUGGACACGCUGCUGGAUGCCACUUACAGCCAGGUGAUGGCGCUGGCGGAGGCUGCGGAGGAGAACCGUGCACUGCUGGAGGAGGCGUUUGUCCGCCUGCGGAGCGCCACACACCUGCUGGUGCUGCUGCUGUCGCUGUGGCAGGGCCUGACCCCCGACCAGACAGCCAUCCUGGAGGCCACGCUGCUGCCGCUGCUACAGGACACUCCGCAGCUGGGCUGGGAGGAGAGCUGUGACGCCGCCGUCUCCCACCUCUUGCGGACCUGCCUAUCGCGGAGCCCCAAGGACCAGGCCACAUCUCUGGCACAGGCGGGUGGCCCCGUUCUGGGCCUCCCCAAAGACACCGCCCGCCUCAAGAAGCACAUCACCCUGCUGUGCGAUCGCAUCGGCAAGGGAGGCCGCCUCACCCUGGCCUCUGAGGCCAACGUGCAGGUCCCCAUCCAGGUCCAGAACCUGGCCGCUCCUGGAGGUGUGGAGCCCAUCGCAGAGGUCGCUGGUGACGGGGAGGAGCUGGAACUUCCACAGGAGAUGACCAAGUUCAUUAAGAAGAAACAGCCAUCUAAGAAAGUCAAGAAAGAGAAAAAGGAGGUGUCCAAGGAGACGUCAGAAGCCUCCGUGAAAGAAGAAGUGGAAGGCGCAGAGGAGCCGGUCAAGGAGCCAAAAAAGGAGAAGAAGGAGAAAAAGGAGUCGAAGAAGGAGUCGAGCAAAGAGCCCAAGGAGGAGGCAAAGAAGGAGUCCAAGAAAGACUCAUCCUCCUCCAAGGAGAAGAAGGAGUCCUCAAAGGAGAAGAAGGAGAAAGACAAAGACAAGGAAGGGAAGGAGGCCAGCAAGGAGUCGGGGGACAAGAAAGUGUCCAAAAAGGUGUCUGUAAAAGUGAAAGAGAAGAAGAAGGAGCCAGAGGCCGGAGACGGCUGACAGGAGCAGUGCAAUAAGUUCAUAUGAUAUGCAUAAAUAAAACACAAGAUACACAUAUACACACUCCAUAUAAAUAUACAUGUAUGUAUAUACAGUGUCCAUGUGAACAUAUACAAGGCAACAUAACUCCACACACACACACACACACACACACAUUCACAUAUGCAGUCUAAAUAUAUAUUUACAUGUAAAUACUCAUUCAAGGCCAUAUAUCUCGCAAAGCAAUUUCCUCUCAGACGCAUAUUUACAUCGUCUAGUAAUAGUUGAUCCUCACACACACACACACAAACACACACACACACACACACUCUUUCUGUGUCUCUGGGCUGCUGCUGCUGAACCACACCACAUCCAGUAGUUUUAGUGUGUGUGUGUGCUCUGGGCAACCGUGGUGAGGUCUGAGCCCACGGAGAGCGAGGAGGAAGGCGAAAAUCCUCCUCCUACUGCUUUCCUCAGACAUUUCGCUGACUCUCUCCUUCCUCCUCCUCCUCCUCCUCCUCCUCCUCGUCUUCUUCGUCUAGCCUCAGCAGCAGUUGAACCCACAGUCCUGCGCCUCCCUAAUCCCAGUCAGGCCCCAAACCACCCCCCCGCCCACGCACACUUGUGGAUGUGACGUCGGAACCCGCCCUCUCGCCCCCUCGUGUGGCACCGGGCCUCGCCGGAGCCUCCCCCGCCUCGCCUCUAAGAAUAAAUCGGCUGCCGCGUCCAGCAGCCCCGCUGCUUCCGGGUAAAUCAAGGCCACAUCCUACAGCCGCCACCACCACCACCACCACCCCCUCUGACCUCUUCCAGUCAGUUUUGUUUUUUAAAUCUGGGACACUCAAGGACACGCGGCUGCUGAUGGACACAUACUCGGUGCAGCGGGGUCGAACCUGAGACUGUUUUUGUACGGGGGAAACCAACAGGGCGUUUCUGGAAAAAGCAGGGUGGCAAUCAGCAGCCUGCAGGGCCGCUUUAACACCCGAGGCUUUUUCUGCUCAUCUUCGAGAACAUCACGAAGCGGAGGCUCGAUAUUAAAUACACUGCGAGGCACGUGUGUCGUCUACAACAUCAGCAGCACAUUUCACCAGCUCCAUACCAUACUGUUUGAUAUGUUACAGUAAGAUGACCGUCACUAGUGCCAGAGGAAGAACAGAGUGUUGUCUAGGUGUGGCUUUUAGAGUAAACUGCACGAGAUACUAAAUUAUUGUAAAAGAUCAGUUCACAAAUUGCAUCAAAGAAACAUAUUUUCUCCCUUUUAUUGGUAUCAAACCAUGCAGAUAGGUAGUUUAUGUUGGAUCUGUGCACGCUCUCAGUAGAGAGGUCUUAUUAAAAACUUUAAUAACCAAUUGAAGACUGAAUGUGUUAAGACAACAUUUAACAUUUGGGAAAAUAUUUUUUGGGGUUUGGUUAAAAACAAUAUUUCAUCAAAGUAAGGUACUGGAAAAACUUAUAGUUUGGAUAUUGGUAUCAAAGUAUUGACCCAUAUAAAACGUUUAAAACAAAUCCCAACUUUUGUUAACAGAUCCAUCACUGAGAUUUCUGCCUCCUCCACUAUACUGAAGUCAAUCAGUGCUGAUAUCACAACACUGAACAAUUACAUUUAUCAUUCCACAUCAUCUUCUUCUACAGAAAGUAGCUCCACUGUGAACUGUGUGCUCUGUGGAUUAUUUACUUUAAGAGGAUGGUUUUUUUGGAGGGACUAGAAGAAGCUGCUACUGAGUUCAAAUGUAAGUUUAUUAUACUAUUGGGGUGGAGGCAGAAAUGUGAGAGACAGAUAUCUUAAAACCCGGGCUCAUCAAACCAAAACUAUCUGCAUGGUCUGAAAAUGGUAUUCCCAAUACUGACAAAAACAAGAUGAAGAAUCAUUUUAUUUCUAUCUUCAAAGAGAAAUCUUUUAAAAUAUGUAUUACUGGCCUUGUGUUUAGUCAGAUUUACAACAUAGUUGCAGAAAGAUAGAAAAACCUGAUCAGUCAAGUUGAAAAUGAAUCAGGAGCUUUGAAUCAAAACAGUCGAGAUGGGAAUCAGUCUGGACCCAUUUCAUGGUUUAUAAAAACACAAAAAGCCGUUUGAGGAGUUUCCUUCCAGGAUGAAGUCACCACUGUUUGUCAGGAGUGAACAAAAUGAAGACAAAUUCUGGUCACAAACGUCCUUGUUUGACAGUUUUACAGAGCGGGCCCUGUUGAUGUUGGAGAUAUUGUAUUACAGGCUCAAAAAAUGUUUUUCCUUUUCAUUGUAGAAAUGUAAAGCUUUGGACAAACAGUCACUCACACACACACACACACACACACACACACACACACACAAUUUAGGAGCUUUGAGCUGUAUUUCUGCCAGACUUGAAGCUUAUAGACUUCAGCCAUAGAUGCUGUGCCAGCCUAACAAACGACAAUCCCAGCAGCUCUGUAUACAGUCUGCACCACGUCUGUGCGUUCAGCUUCAGGCCUUCUGUCCACGGGGAACCUUCUGAAGGCUUGAAGGCUUCUCUUCUUGUUAUUUGACUGGUCAAAGAUCUGAUCUCGGUUGGUUUUAUGUUUUUAGGGUUUUUAAAUGUUAAAUAUUUGGAACUUUUAGCACGGAUAAAAACACAGUCUGAAAGUAGAAUGUAAAAUAGUUGUUACAGAGGUUCCCAUUGGACACAGGGUGCUACUAACAACAUGUUACUGUUUCAGAAUACCUUGAAUGUUUGUAAUAUAGAGUAGGUUUUGCACUGUUGUAUUAGCUGUUCAGAUGUACUCAGGCUCCUGUGGUGAGUCUGUUUUUAUAGCCACAGUUCAUUAUAAAAGGAGCAGCUCUACACUUGAAAACAACUGAUGAUUGUCGACGUGUAGGCUGAAAAAGAGCCCCAACCAAGGAGUUUGAGAAUGAAAUAAACCUUAUUUAUGAAAUAUUUAGUAAUAAAAAUAAUCUACUGUAAGUAAUCAAA
Messenger RNA from Dicentrarchus labrax (European seabass), 6021 nucleotides. RefSeq names its product Bardet-Biedl syndrome 9 (gene bbs9). The record is from RefSeq and is a predicted model, not a curated record. Gene Ontology annotation, biological process: cilium assembly. The transcript is spliced from 23 exons. The coding region runs from base 120 to 3116 and encodes 998 amino acids. Lineage: Eukaryota; Metazoa; Chordata; Actinopteri; Moronidae. Gene Ontology annotation, cellular component: BBSome; membrane.